UGCAAUUGCCACAAACGUCCAACAACCCAAUGACCGCCACCACCACCACCGAAGUGCAGUGCAAAUACGCAUACAAGGAAUGCAACAACGUACGCACGUACAAGCGGGACGGCGGGCUCCAUCGACUUUGCGAGUACCACCGCAGCAAGGCCAACGCGCUGCAAAAGAUCUAUGCCACGAAACGUCGCGGCGAAUUGCGAGCCCAAAAGCGCCAGCUCCUCGCUGAAAAGCUAGUUGUCAAAGCCGAGCCGUUGGCACUGACUUUUGCCCACGAAUGGACAACGCACGGCAGCAGCUUCACCGACUUCACCGUUGGAGACCUCGACGACAUUGACUGGUGCAGUAUCCUUCCCGAGACCGAUGAACUGGAGCCCAUUGAAUGCCUGACCGAUAUAGAGGCCCUGUCAGACGAAGAGUGCAGCUACCUUAGCCGUGUGCUGUAGAACUCAUUUCGGUGUAGCAUAUUCCUAUUUAAUCGUACAUCGCCAUGAUGCCACUCAAAAAGCAUGCUGGUGUCAUCGUUCGACGUACAACAAUGGAUACGUAGUACCGACAUCCUAUUUAAGGGUGUACGACUAUGAAUCCAAGAGUGUCUAAUGCGGCGA
This is a messenger RNA of Aphanomyces astaci, 605 nucleotides long. RefSeq lists its product as hypothetical. Lineage: Eukaryota; Oomycota; Saprolegniomycetes; Saprolegniales; Verrucalvaceae. The coding region runs from base 30 to 443 and encodes 137 amino acids. The record is from RefSeq and is a predicted model, not a curated record. The transcript has a single exon.